Molecule: messenger RNA, 1369 nt
Organism: Solanum verrucosum
Lineage: Eukaryota; Viridiplantae; Streptophyta; Magnoliopsida; Solanales; Solanaceae
Product: pelargonidin 3-O-(6-caffeoylglucoside) 5-O-(6-O-malonylglucoside) 4'''-malonyltransferase-like
Exons: 1
Coding region: 2-1369 (455 amino acids)
Source: RefSeq, a predicted model, not a curated record
AAUGGAAUUGAACUUGGAAUUCAUUUCCACAAAACUCAUAAAACCAUCCAUACCAACACCACAACACCUUAAGAAUUACAAGUUAUCGUUCUUCGAUCAGCUCGCGGAGAGGGAACAUAUGCCAUUACUACUUUUCUAUUCACAUGAUAACAACAACAACGAUGACAAGUUUGAUGAGAAACUCGAAAAAUCCCUAUCCAGAAUUUUAUCUCAUGUUUAUCCUGCAGCAGGAAGGUUGUCAAGGGAUCGAUGUUCAAUCGAUUGCCUUGACCAAGGUGUUAAGUUUACAAAAGCCAAAGUCAAUUGUAAAUUCAAUGAUUUCAUCAAUCAGAUCCAAAAUGACCUAAAUCUCGCCCUGUUUUUCUUCCCUCAGGAUAUCCAGAAUUUGAAGGACGCGGAUUUUGACAGUACUCCACCUAUGGUUGUACAAGUGACAAAGUUCGAAUGUGGUGGUAUUGCUAUCUCAAUUAGUGCAUCGCACCCUGUAAUGGAUGGAUUCAGUAAUUUCAAAUUCGUUUACGAGUGGGCUAAAGUGUGUAAAUUGGGGAUUUCAGCUAAUCAGAUUGAUUUCAUGAGUUUUGAUUUUGGUGAGAUUCUUCCAGCAAGAGAUUUAUCGAGUAUUUUCCCAAAUCGUGUUCAUCCAGUAGAAUUAGAAGCAAAAUUUAUAGCUAAGAGAUUUUUUAUUAAUGAACAGACGAUAUCGUCUCUCAGAGACAAGUUUACAGGGGCGAUAAAUUCAGGGGAACUAUGCUUUAAGCCUUCAAGAGUUGAAAUUAUUACAGCAAUUUUAUGGAGGGCUUUAAUUCGUGUUUCAGAAGCAAAACACGGGUAUUUGAGACGUUCAUUAGUGUUUUUCCCUGUGAAUUUACGCGGAAAAAUCUCAUUACAUCUAAAAGAAAACGCGUUUGGGAAUUAUGUAAUGGAUGCUCCAAUUCUAUUUGUACCCAAGAAGAACAAAAUGGAGCUUCAUGAUUUUGUAACGUUGAUUAGGAAUUCGGUGCAAAAAGCUAUUGAUGCUUGUGCUAUAGGUUCAGCUGAUGACAUAAUCGCGACUGUGGCUAAUUCAUACAAGGAAAUUUUCUCGUCAAAAGAAUGGGGAACUGACAAUGAUGAAGUUGACAAGUGUAUAAUUUCGAGUUUGUGUAAGUUUCCGAUGAAGGAUGCUGAUUUUGGUCGAGGAAAACCAAGUUUGAUGCAUUUUGGAUUAAGAAAUUUUCAUAGUUGUUGGAUGUAUGAUGCAGAAUGUGAAAGUAUUUGUGUGCAAGUGGACUUGAAGGAUAGUUAUAUGAGUUUAUUUGAAUGUGAAAGUGAUAUCAAGGCUUUUACCAAUGGAAAUCAAGAGAGAAUUCAACUGCAGCCAUUACUGUAA